UUGCGAAUUGUUAUUCAGUUGAUAUGGCAAGAAGAUACGAUUCAAGAACCACUAUAUUUUCUCCAGAAGGGAGACUUUAUCAGGUUGAGUAUGCAAUGGAAGCUAUUAGUCACGCAGGAGCUGCCGUGGGUGUAUUAUCACAGGAAGGAGUGGUCCUUGCAGCAGAAAAGAAAAUCAUUUCCAAACUACUCGAAACGGCAAAGAGUACUGAAAAAAUGUAUGCAAUAGAUCAACACGUAGCUUGUGCAGUGGCUGGAAUAACAGCAGAUGCUAAUAUUUUGAUAGGUCGUGCAAGAAUCACAGCACAGAGAUACUUCUAUACAUAUCAAGAGCCUAUUCCAGUUGAACAGUUGGUCCAAAGAUUGUGUGACUUGAAACAAGGCUAUACGCAGUUUGGAGGUUUGAGACCUUUUGGAGUGUCCUUUCUUUUUGCUGGUUGGGAUCGCCACCACGGUUUUCAACUUUAUCAGUCCGAUCCAAGUGGUAACUAUGGUGGUUGGAAGGCCACAGCUAUUGGUGCAAAUAGCACAGCUGCACAGUCGAUAUUGAAAACGGACUACCAAGACGACAUCUCUUUAAAAGACGCUUUGAAGUUAACUGUCAAAGUUUUAGGAAAGACAAUGGACAGUGCACAAUUGACUAGCGAGAAACUGGAGUUUGCGACUUUGUCAUUCGUUAAGCCUGAACUUAUCGGUUUUCAUCAGCUUUCAAGCGAAGAGUUGAAUUCUCUGUUGCAGGAAUGUGGCUAUGUUGCCUCAAGUUCGGAAGAGGCGUAAUUUUUUGAUAUAAAAUACGCGUCCAUAAU
Molecule: messenger RNA, 805 nt
Organism: Galdieria sulphuraria
Lineage: Eukaryota; Rhodophyta; Bangiophyceae; Galdieriales; Galdieriaceae
Product: 20S proteasome subunit alpha 3
Exons: 5
Coding region: 24-776 (250 amino acids)
Biological process (GO): ubiquitin-dependent protein catabolic process
Cellular component (GO): cytosol; proteasome core complex, alpha-subunit complex; proteasome core complex
Source: RefSeq, a predicted model, not a curated record